Messenger RNA from Malassezia japonica, 1044 nucleotides. RefSeq lists its product as uncharacterized. The transcript has 4 exons. The coding region runs from base 1 to 1044 and encodes 347 amino acids. NCBI's taxonomy places the organism in Eukaryota, Fungi, Basidiomycota, Malasseziomycetes, Malasseziales, Malasseziaceae. The record is from RefSeq and is a predicted model, not a curated record. Gene Ontology annotation, cellular component: U1 snRNP; U2-type prespliceosome; precatalytic spliceosome. Gene Ontology annotation, molecular function: U1 snRNA binding; mRNA binding. Gene Ontology annotation, biological process: mRNA splicing, via spliceosome.
AUGACCCAUCUGCUGCCGCCGCAGAUGCUGCGGCUGUUUGUCGCGCGGCCGCCGCUGGAGUAUGUGACGCCCUUGAAGGAGGACCGCGACUGGAACGCGCCGCCGCAGAAGCGGACACAAAAAGAGAUCGAGCAGCGCAAGGUGCGGCCGCUCGAAGGCGUCUCCGCCUUUCUCGAGCGCGCGCGCCAGGAAGUCGCCGACCGCGGCGAGGCGACCGACGUCGAAGACACGACACGUACCCAUGCGAUCGUGACACAGACCGAGCUGCGCCGCGAGGAAAAGAAGCGCACGCGCGAAGAGACGCAGAAGCGCAUGCGCGAAGAAUACGACCCCAAAAAGGAUACCCACGCCAUCGGCGACCCAUUCAAGACGCUGUUCUUGUCGCGCCUGGCCUACACCACGACCGAGCGCGAGCUUCGCCGCGAGUUUGAUCGGUACGGGCCGAUCGAGCGCAUCGCCAUCGUGCGCGACCGCGACGGAAAAAGCAGGGGGUAUGCAUUCAUCCUAUUCGAGAGGGAGCGCGAUAUGCGUACCGCAUACUCGCGCGCAGAGGGCGUUCGCAUCGACGGGCGCCGCGUCAUGGUCGACGUCGAGCGGGGACGCACCGUCAAGGACUGGAAGCCGAAACGCCUCGGCGGCGGACUCGGCGGCCAGUCGCGUAAGCCCAAAAUCAAGGCAGUCGCCGAUGCAUACGCACGCGGCGGGGGAUUCCGCGGACGCGGCGGUGCAUUCCGCGGCGGGUUCCGUGGCCGGGGAGGCGGCCGGGGGGGAUUUGGCCGCGACGACGGCUUCAGCGGCCGCCCGCGCGACGAGGGCUUUAGCGGCCGUGGCCGCGGCGGCGGCUUGGGGCGCGGCGGCGGCUUUGGCGGCCGCGGCGGAUUCGCACGCGACGAGCCUCCGCGCGCCUUCCGCGACGGCCCGCGCGAUGCCGACGCGGGCUACGGCGCACGCGCGUACCGCGACCGCGAUGGGCCCGCUACGAGCGGCUACGGCCGCCCGGCGAGCGGAUCCGAUGACCGCACACCAAAGCGCGCACGAUAUUAG